AUGGUAUCCGAAAAUUUCAAAGACGCAUUUUCAAACGUAACCGCCUCAGAUUCCAGAAUUCGAACCGGGGGGAGAUCUGUUGUCGCUCAGCGGGUGAAGGAAGCGGAGAUCACGGAGCAGGAUUCUCUGCUCCUGACGCGAAACCUACUUCGAAUCGCCAUCUUCAACAUCAGUUACAUCCGAGGCCUUUUUCCCGAGAAGUACUUCAGUGACAAGUCCGUUCCCGCUCUAGAGAUGAAGAUUAAGAAGCUUAUGCCCAUGGAUGCAGAGUCUAGGAGGCUGAUUGAUUGGAUGGAGAAAGGUGUCUAUGACGCGUUGCAGAAGAAGUACCUGAAGACCCUUCUGUUCUGUAUCUGUGAGGAGACAGAGGGUUCGAUGAUCGAAGAGUAUGCAUUUUCGUUCAGCUAUUCUAGUUUGAAUAGUGAUGAAGUCUCCAUGAAAGUUAGUCGCAAUGGCAACAAAAAGAAUGGUGCAACCUUCAAAUCUGACGUGACUGAUGUAACCCCUGAUCAAAUGAGGAGUUCUGCUUGCAAGAUGAUUCGGACACUUGUUUCGUUGAUGAGGACAUUGGAUCAAAUGCCUGAGGAGCGGACCAUUUUGAUGAAGCUCCUUUAUUAUGAUGACGUCACGCCGGCAGAUUAUGAGCCUCCAUUUUUUAGAAAAUGUUCUGAAAAUGAGGCACCCAAUGACUGGACCAAGACUCCACUGAAAUUGCAAGUGGGGAAUGUGAACAGCAGACAUGUUGUCUUGUCUCUGAAGGUUAAAAGUGUCCUCGAUCCUUGUGAGGAUGAAAAUGAUGGUCUUCCAGAAGAUGAGGAAGCGAGCCUAGGAGAUGACUCUGGACAGGGGAAUGACUCUUCUUCCGACAGUGAGGUACGCCCAUCCUUGGCGGACCGGUUCAUUGUCGCACCAAUUGGUAAAAAGCAUCCACGUGAAGAUAAUUGCACGAAGUCUGAUGAUGAAACUCAAGAUGCUGCCCAUGAAGAUGAACAGACAUCUCGAGUGAGGGAUUGGAUAAAUUCUGGGCACAACUCCACAAUUGAUCUGGCAGAUAUACUUGCAAAUUUUCCAGACAUAUCACUGGUAUUGGCUGAAGCAAAAGCAAAUUCGAGAAAUCACAACUGUUUUUUCCUCAUUUUCUCAAUUUGUGGGAUAACACUAGAUAUUGUUGAGAGGCUGAUGAAAGAAGGGAUUAUUUCCAUAUCUGGGAAGGAUAGUUACACCGUAAACAAGGGAAUCAACUCGAAAGCAUGUACAGUGAAAGAAGAGGCUGAGAUGGAAGGCAUCACAAAUUUUGAGAAGACUUGCAACAACUUUGAAGAAGAUUUCAUGUACAUGAAGGCACUAUACUAUGCUCUUCCCAUGGAUUACGUUUCAAUACCAAAGCUUCAGAGCAAACUUGCAGGUGUAGCCAACCACAGUACUGUUAGGAAGUUGAUUGACAAGAUGGAACAGGAUGGGUAUAUUAAAAACACAGGCAACAGGAGGUUAGGUAAGCGAGUUAUUCACUCCGAGUCUAGCAACAGAAAGCUCCUUGAGGUCAAACAGUACCUGGAGCAGAAAACAAUGGAGAUCGAUACCAACUGCCAAACAUUUGAAUUCAAUAAUUCGGAGUUCCCUCCCGACAAAAUCAUGAACAAUGGGUCCACAUUUGGUGGCCUCCACUCCAUUGGAUCUGAUCUCACACGCACCCAAGCCAGAUCUAAGCCACAUCAGAGUGGACAGCUGCUGAAUGAUCAAGCAGCUCACACAAAUGAUCAGGAACGUGGAAACACCCCCACUAGCAAUCCUGCGCCAAUUGCUUCUCUAGAGAGUGGAGUAGCUGGAGAACGGCCCAAAGCUUUGACUUUAUGUGCAGGUGAUGUCUCCCAUUCCACGGAAGACAAGCGUUUAAGGAAAGCUAGCACGGUGGAAGAGCCUAUUCUUCAGUACGUGAAGCGCCAGAAAUCUCAAGCUUAGUAGGAUUUAGUUGAAUUUCUGGAGCUGUAAAUAGUGCUCGGAGUGCUUAUGCGUUUAGUAAAAAGUUCUUUCCCCAAUAUUACACUGUCAUGAGCUACAGGGGCUCUAAUAUUCUUGUGCCGUAAAGGAUU
Musa acuminata AAA Group (dessert banana) is the source of this 2090-nucleotide messenger RNA. Its product is annotated as meiosis-specific protein PAIR2. Bases 1 to 1959 code for a protein of 652 amino acids. The record is from RefSeq and is a predicted model, not a curated record. NCBI's taxonomy places the organism in Eukaryota, Viridiplantae, Streptophyta, Magnoliopsida, Zingiberales, Musaceae. The transcript is spliced from 22 exons.